Carlito syrichta (Philippine tarsier) is the source of this 1806-nucleotide messenger RNA. RefSeq names its product dihydropyrimidinase like 3 (gene DPYSL3). Gene Ontology annotation, biological process: actin crosslink formation. Gene Ontology annotation, cellular component: cytoplasm; cytosol. NCBI's taxonomy places the organism in Eukaryota, Metazoa, Chordata, Mammalia, Primates, Tarsiidae. Gene Ontology annotation, molecular function: hydrolase activity, acting on carbon-nitrogen (but not peptide) bonds, in cyclic amides. The record is from RefSeq and is a predicted model, not a curated record. The transcript is spliced from 14 exons. The coding region runs from base 116 to 1720 and encodes 534 amino acids.
CGCCACCAUGUCCUAACAGGGCAAGAAGAACAUCCCGCGGAUCACGAGUGACCGUCUCCUCAUCAAGGGAGGCAGGAUUGUCAAUGAUGAUCAAUCCUUUUAUGCUGAUAUUUACAUGGAAGAUGGCUUAAUAAAGCAAAUUGGAGACAAUCUGAUUGUGCCUGGAGGAGUGAAGACCAUCGAAGCCAAUGGGAAGAUGGUGCUCCCUGGAGGCAUCGACGUCCACACCCACUUCCAGAUGCCAUACAAAGGCAUGACUACGGUGGACGACUUCUUCCAAGGGACAAAGGCAGCCUUGGCGGGUGGCACCACCAUGAUAAUCGACCAUGUGGUGCCAGAGCCUGAGUCCAGCCUGUCCGAGGCCUACGAGAAAUGGCGUGAGUGGGCUGACGGGAAGAGCUGCUGCGACUACUCCCUGCACGUGGACAUCACCCGUUGGAACGACAGUGUCAGGCAGGAGGUGCAGAGCCUCGUCAGGGACAAAGGGGUCAACUCCUUCAUGGUUUACAUGGCCUACAAGGAUAUGUAUCAAGUGUCCAACACAGAGCUCUACGAGAUCUUCACUUGCCUGGGAGAGCUGGGGGCCAUCGCUCAAGUCCAUGCCGAGAACGGGGACAUCAUUGCCCAGGAGCAAGCCCGGAUGUUGGAGAUGGGCAUAACUGGCCCAGAAGGCCACGUCCUGAGCAGACCAGAGGAGCUGGAAGCUGAGGCUGUGUUCCGUGCCAUCACCAUCGCCAGCCAAACCAACUGCCCUCUCUACGUCACGAAGGUCAUGAGCAAGAGUGCGGCCGACCUCAUCUCACAAGCCAGGAAGAAAGGUAACGUGGUCUUUGGUGAGCCCAUCACCGCCAGCCUCGGCAUAGAUGGAACCCAUUACUGGAGCAAGAACUGGGCCAAGGCAGCUGCAUUUGUAACAUCCCCACCCCUGAGCCCCGACCCGACCACACCUGACUACAUCAACUCCUUGCUGGCCAGCGGGGACUUGCAGCUGUCUGGAAGUGCCCACUGCACUUUCAGCACUGCCCAGAAGGCAAUCGGGAAGGACAACUUCACCGCCAUCCCCGAGGGCACCAAUGGCGUGGAAGAGCGCAUGUCUGUCAUCUGGGACAAGGCUGUGGCUACAGGGAAAAUGGAUGAAAACCAGUUUGUGGCUGUGACAAGCACGAAUGCUGCCAAGAUCUUCAACCUGUACCCCCGCAAGGGGAGGAUAUCUGUGGGUUCUGAUAGCGAUUUGGUCAUCUGGGACCCAGAUGCUGUGAAGAUUGUCUCUGCCAAGAGCCACCAGUCUGCUGCGGAGUACAACAUCUUUGAAGGGAUGGAGCUGCGGGGGGCGCCCCUGGUGGUCAUCUGCCAGGGCAAGAUCAUGCUGGAGGACGGCGGCCUGCACGUGACCCCGGGCGCCGGUCGCUUCAUCCCCUGCGGCCCUUUCUCCGACUACGUGUACAAGCGCAUCAAGGCCCGGAGGAAGAUGGCAGACCUGCAUGCUGUCCCGCGGGGCAUGUACGAUGGGCCGGUGUUUGACUUGACCACCACACCCAAAGGGGGCACCCCCGCGGGCUCUACGCGGGGCUCUCCCACACGGCCCAACCCACCUGUGCGGAAUCUCCACCAGUCGGGAUUCAGCCUGUCGGGCACUCAGGUGGACGAGGGGAUCCGCUCGGCCAGCAAGCGCAUCGUGGCGCCCCCCGGAGGCCGCUCCAACAUCACAUCCCUGAGUUAAGCAGCCCUCCCCAGGGGGAGAGGGGCGGAAGCAGGAGAGAUUGCGGAAGCCAAACGGCGCGCGACGUUUGAGAAGGAAAGGAAUCC